This is a messenger RNA of Bombus pyrosoma, 2208 nucleotides long. It is a transcript of the gene Bx42, whose product is annotated as puff-specific protein Bx42. Gene Ontology annotation, biological process: mRNA splicing, via spliceosome. The record is from RefSeq and is a predicted model, not a curated record. Lineage: Eukaryota; Metazoa; Arthropoda; Insecta; Hymenoptera; Apidae. The transcript is spliced from 8 exons. Bases 219 to 1847 code for a protein of 542 amino acids. Gene Ontology annotation, cellular component: spliceosomal complex.
GAACAUUUGUGAUUGUGUCUUCCGAAUUAGACAACUUUCUUAUUAAAUCCCUUUUAACCUACGAAAUACAUGUAUAAAGAUUUACAGAUUUUAUUCAACGAAUCGAAGCAUUAGCUGAAAGAGUAUAUAUUUACAAAUCGAUGUACUUACUAGAUCGCAACGUUUUAUGAUUAGUAUAUCAGUUGCAGGUUGGAUUAUUGCGUUCUAUAAUUAACAAAAUGUCGUUAGCAAGUUUAUUACCUACACCAUCUCAGGUCGUGUGGGAUAGAGAAGAUGAAGCAAGGGAACAGAAAUUACGACAGAGACCUGUAUCUGCUCUUGUCAAAGCUGUUGUUACUGCUCCACCAUAUGGCCAACGUAAAGGAUUUGUGCCAAGAAAUCCAGAAGAUUUUGGAGAUGGUGGAGCAUUCCCAGAGAUUCAUGUAGCCCAAUAUCCACUUGGGAUGGGAAUGAAGGGAAAAGAAACCACCAGUAAUGCUUUAGCAGUACAGCUCGAUGCUCAAGGAAAAGUGAAAUAUGAUGUUGUUGCUAGACAAGGUCACUCUAAGGAUAAGAUCGUGUACAGUAAACUGAGUGACUUAUUACCUUCAGAAAUUACAAGCGAGGAAGAUCCUAGUUUGCAACGUCCACCCAAUGAAGAAAUUGAUGAACUCACAGAAAAAACUAAGAAGGCUUUGGAGAAGAUAACAAGAUCAAAGAUAGCUGCAGCAAUGCCUGUAAGAUGCGCGGAGAAACAAGCUCCUGCGCAAUACAUUCGAUAUACACCUUCCCAACAAGGACAAUCAUUUAAUUCUGGGGCUAAACAAAGGGUUAUUAGAAUGGUGGAGGCUCAGAUAGAUCCUUUAGAACCACCAAAAUUCAAAAUUAAUAAAAAAAUACCGCGAGGUCCUCCAUCACCUCCAGCGCCAGUGAUGCACUCGCCUACGCGGAAAGUAACAGUGAAAGAACAGAAAGAGUGGAAAAUACCGCCCUGUAUUAGUAACUGGAAAAACGCGAAAGGAUACACGAUCCCGCUCGAUAAACGACUAGCUGCAGACGGUCGUGGGUUGCAGCAGGUUCACAUAAAUGAGAACUUUGCUAAGCUGGCUGAGGCUCUUUAUAUAGCAGAUAGGAAAGCUCGAGAGGCGGUAGAAAUGCGAGCACAGCUUGAGAAGAAACUUGCCCAGAAGGAGAAAGAGAAGAAAGAGGACCAUUUGAGACAACUAGCGCAGAAAGCUAGGGAAGAACGUGCUGGUUUAAAAUCAGCAGCUAUGGAAAAAUCGGAGGAGUCGCGGGAAAGAGAUCAACUCAGGCAAGAACGACACAAAGACCGUGCUCGAGAGCGGAAUUUGGCGCGUGCUGCACCUGAUAAGCGUUCUAGAUUGCAACGUGAACGAGAACGCGACAUCAGUGAACAGAUUGCACUCGGUUUACCAGCAAAGAGUAUUCCUAAUACCGGAGAAGCACAGUUUGACCAAAGAUUGUUCAACACUAGCAAAGGAAUGGAUAGUGGUUACGGGCAUGAUGACGAAUAUAAUGUUUAUGACAAGCCCUGGAAAGAUUCUAACUCUAUCGGCUCUCAUAUAUACCGUCCUAGUAAAAAUAUUGAUAAAGAUACUUACGGAGAUGAUUUAGAGAAGCUUGUUAAAACGAACAGAUUUGUUCCGGAUAAGGAAUUCAGUGGAACUGAUAGAUCAACGACACGCUCAGGACCAGUACAGUUCGAGAAGGAUGAGGAAGAUCCUUUUGGUUUGGAUCAGUUCUUGAAGCAAGCCAAGCGUGCGAGCAGUUCUACUACCACAACAACAAAACGCAAAGACGAGCGGGAACAACGGAGAGACGAUCGCGACAAACGAAGGAAACAUUAACUUUCUUUGUUGUUUAUCUGUUCUUAUUAUUUUAGAACAAUUUUCCUUUUUUUAAUGUUAUAUAAGUUAGUUAUAGUUAGUUAGUUAGUUAUAGUUAGUUCUAGAUUCAAGUAAAUGAAGCUUAAAAUUAGUCGUUUCUAUCACUUUGAUAAUUUAGUCAGUGAUCGGUUUUACAAAUACGACACAGAUACAAAACAUUCAAACAAGCAUAAAAUGCCUUACAAUUUUUAAGAACGGUAUUCAUUUGUAAUUCUUAACACUGUGCUGCGAAAGAAGUAAACUUUUACAAAAAAAUGAAAGGAUGUACACGAACUGAUUGAAAUUGCUAAAUAUAUCGAUUACUUAGUAUAAUAAACAACAA